This is a messenger RNA of Bombus pascuorum, 3086 nucleotides long. RefSeq names its product calnexin. Gene Ontology annotation, molecular function: calcium ion binding. Gene Ontology annotation, biological process: protein folding. The transcript has 10 exons. The record is from RefSeq and is a predicted model, not a curated record. The coding region runs from base 255 to 2063 and encodes 602 amino acids. NCBI's taxonomy places the organism in Eukaryota, Metazoa, Arthropoda, Insecta, Hymenoptera, Apidae. Gene Ontology annotation, cellular component: endoplasmic reticulum membrane; endoplasmic reticulum.
CUGUAUUAUUUUAAUCCGCUGCUAUAACCGCGGGAUCAUUUGAUAAUUCAAUUAAUUUAAUUAAGCGGAACACUAGUUUCCAUUGCACGCCUCGUUUUCAGUAUUGUUGCUUUUUGAAAUACAACUGCAAACAGAUAUUUUUCUCCUAUAUAAUUGAAUUACUAUUACUUAAUUAAAUUACCCACGGAGCGACGUUUUUCUUUCGCUCUGUUCACUGAGAAAUCAAUGCACGUCGACUGAAUUUGGAAUAUGAGAUGGCCAGGCUUGUAGCGAAUUUAAUUAUAUAUUUAUGCCUGCUGUGUAGUAUUAUCAAAGCUAAUGAGAGUGGUGAUAACAAUGUUCAGGAUACAGCGGCUAAGGUAGUUUAUAAGACACCCGAAAUUUCUGGAUUUGCAUAUUUAGUAGAGACGUUCGACAACGAGGAGAAGUUUAAGAAAUCUUGGGUCUUGUCAGAAGCCAAGAAAGACUCUGUUGAUGAGGAUAUAGCGAAAUAUGAUGGAAUUUGGUCCAUAGAAGAACCUAAAGAGCAUGCGCAAGAGGGAGAUCUGGGGCUAGUCCUUAAGAGUAAAGCUAGACAUGCUGCUAUAUCCACUACAUUAUCCAAACCAUUUUACUUUGGUGAUAAUCCAUUAAUUGUACAAUACGAAGUGAAUUUUCAAGAAGGCCAAGAAUGUAGCGGGGCUUAUUUGAAAUUGCUUACUCUGGAUGCAGAGCAUCAAGAUUUAAAGAAAUUCCAUGAUAAAACUCCAUAUACUAUAAUGUUUGGUCCUGAUAAAUGUGGAAACAAUCACAAGCUGCAUUUUAUCUUUCGACACAAAAACCCCAUCAAUGGUUCGAUAGAAGAAAAACACUGUAAGAAACCUAGAGAGCGCUUGGAAGAUUUUUUCAAAGACAAGCAAUCUCACCUAUAUACUUUGAUCAUUCGACCAGAUAAUAGUUUUGAAAUCAAAGUCGAUAAUAAGGUAGUAAAUUCUGGAUCUCUGCUGGAUGAUUUCACUCCACCAGUCAAUCCACCCUUGGAAAUAGAAGAUCCUACUGAUGUUCAGCCAGAAGAUUGGGAUGACAAGGAAAAGAUCCCUGACCUAUCAGCUGUUAAACCAGAUGAUUGGGACGAAGAUGCUCCAGCACAAAUCGUCGAUGAAGACGACGUCAUGCCUGAAGGAUGGCUCGAAGACGAAUCACCCAUGAUUCCCAAUCCUGACUCUGUAAAACCUGAAGAUUGGGAUAUUGAAAUGGAUGGAGAAUGGGAACCUCCAGAAAUUCCAAAUCCAAAGUGUGCAGAUGCACCAGGCUGUGGAGCAUAUAAGCAAAAGAUGAAAAAGAAUCCUCGAUACAAGGGCAAAUGGUCACCACCCUUGAUUAACAAUCCUAAUUAUAAAGGCAAAUGGAAGCCAAAACUAAUUCAUAAUCCUAAUUACUUCAAUGACCAACAUCCAUUCCGGAUGAUGCCUAUUUUUGCUGUGGGCUUUGAACUUUGGUCGAUGUCCACGGACAUUCUCUUCGAUAAUAUUCUUGUUGCUGAUGAUGAAGAAGUAGCAAGAAAAUGGGCGGAAGAUACAUUCGAAGUACGUCGGGCUAGAAUCGAGGAGGAGAGUGUAACUUUAUGGGGUCGCAUAUUAAAAGUAACAAAUUAUAAACCAGGCUGGUGGGUGUUGUAUUUUAUAUACUGUGCAGUACCAGUUGUAUUAUACAUUUGGUAUCUUCUGAAACGAGUUCGUGAGUGUAGUAUAUGGCAUCAGAUUGGCGUAUUUGCUGCGGAACAUCGCUGGAUAUGUGGUACAUGUAUAAUAAUUCCUGGCUUCGCCAUAUUGCUAAUAAUAUAUUACUGCUGCUUAGCUUCUCAGGAUAAAUAUGAUGUAAAAGAUGAAGAUAAACAACCUUUAGAAGCAAAUGAACAAAUAGCACAAAAGCAAGAAGAAACAGAAAAUCAGCUACUUAAUACCGAAGCAGAGGAAGAAACUGAAAAGUUAAACGAAAAUGAAGAUAUAAUAGAAAGUGAAGAUAAUGAUAACCCAGCAAUAGGUGGUGAUGGGCCACGACGAAGAAAACCAAACAAAGACUAGAAUGAAUUAAGAUUAUAUGAAAGGAAUUCGUACUACUAAGGUACAGAUUACAAAUUUAAAUAAGUGUUCAAAGGAAUAAAUUUAGGGACUAGUAGAAGGAAUACUGGAAUUCUGUGUACAAGACUUACAAGUAGGCACUGCACGUUGUGAAUUAUGUCCAGCAAGAAUAGUGUGUGCACCCAUGCAUCUUGUGCAUAAUACCUCCCCACAUGACCAACAGUGAUGCUGAAAAAAAGAGGAAGGAAAUAUAAUUCUAAUCCUAAAUUAAGUUAUAAUAUACAUUUACCUUUUUAUUAAAUGCGUCAAAUGUAGUAGAACAUACACACUCUUCCAUGUUACGGAAUAACUUCCAGUCCAAGGAAACUGUUUUCAAUUCGUUUUGUAACUGACUAAUUUUUAUCUUACACUUUGCUUUCUCUUCGUGAGUUGGUGUAUUUUCUAUGAUGGUUUCAGAUAAUGGAUCCAUCGUGUAUUUAUUAUCGAAUUUUAGUUUCCCUUGUACUCCUUUUUUUUUAAUGUUAUUUAAAUUCAAUACUGAACUCAAAGAGUUAACUCUCUGUUUAAAGUAAAAUGCAACAUUAAAAAUCCAAUAAAUAAAAAAAAUUGUCAAACAAUAAUUAUACCUUUAUGAGAAGCUUAACGUGAUCUUCUAAACAACUGGUAUGAUCAUGCAUUAUCGAAAGAUAAUCUUCGUACGUUUCUCUCGGAUGAAUACCAUUCUCGAAUCUAAAGUACAAUCCUCGCCAUAAACUAGAAAAUUAUUUUUUAUGUAAUUUGUAAUUGUUGAAUACGUUCACAUAAUAAAAUUAUAUAUUACAUAAUGCACUGUGGAGCCAAUUUAGGUUGGAGAACAGGAUUAGUUUCUUCAUUGAAACGAUUGCAUUUGUAUAAAGGAUUUAUAUAUUCAUGCAUAUUAUUUGCAAUGUAUCCCCAUAGAGAAUAUGUUCUUUCUGAUACUCUAAAAAUAAUUAAAAAUAUAAUAAAUUGUUACUUAUAUAAGAAUAAAUUAUUACUUAAAAAUAA